AAACAAUAAAUAAUUCUUUUAGCGCCCCAUUACUACAUCAAUGAUCAAACACACAUAGGUUGUUCGAACUUGGAAGUGGGAAGUUGUAAGAAACGAGGAAGAAGAUGAGCUACAUGUUCGAAGGAAGCAAUCUCUCUCUCUACGGGUACGGAUUCUCCGACCCGACCCUUUACCAAUCUCUCUCGGAUCCUCUCUUCCCCUACUCUUCAACAAGAACCAAUACUGAAAGUGCUGCUACGAGUCCCCCUAAGCAUCAUCGGCAUGAUGGAACUUCUCCUCUCCCACUUGGCAUGGAUUGGAGCCCUCCCCCACUCACUUGGAAUGGUCGGAAAACAGUCUGGCCACACGAUCCUCAUACAGGUUGGAGUUACUGUGUCACUAUACCUUCUUGGACUAUUGUACCGAGUUCUAGCGGUCCUAAUCCUGCUGCGUAUUAUAGAGUUCAAGUUGCAGUACAAUCACCAGAUGGCAGCACCACUAUAAGAGGAGUUUUGCGAAGAUUUAAUAAUUUUUUGAAGCUAUUUUCUGAUCUCAAAAAUGAGUUUCCCAAGAAAAAACUACCCCCAGCUCCUGCGAGGAGCCUUCUGAGGAUGAAAAAUAAGGAUUACUUGGAAGAGCGUAGACAUGCUUUGGAGGACUGGAUGGAGAAACUGCUCACUGAUAUAGAUGUGUCCAGAACUGUGCAUGUAGCAUUGUUCCUUGAACUGGAAGCUGCUGCAAGGUCAUCAUUUGAUGCUGCAAAUCAGAUUGAUGUAAAUGAGAAUGUGCCUGCUGAUGGUGCGGUUUCAUCGGAUCACAUUAUAAAUGAAUCUGAUGAUUCUUUACACAAUGAUGACACAUCUCUACAUGAGCACAUAAAGGAACACCAUGCUCAACUUGACGAUUGCAAAAUGAGUAACAAUGUUCAAACAUUAUCAACUAAGAGUGGUGAAAGUGAUCUGUGUUUAGUAAGAAACAAUGGAAUCUCAGAUUCUGGAGUGGCAAAUUCAACUGGUGAUAAUUCACUCAAGUUUCCUGGAGCUUCUAAAGCUUCUAAAUCCAUGGAAGCUGACUCAGACUUGCAGAUUCCAAGCGAGAUCCUAGAUACCCUUCCACCAGAGGAGCAUAAUGCAGUGAACAGGGUCCUUGACACCAUCAAACAGAGACUAGUUGCUGCUAAUGCGGACAGGGAAGUUCUUCUAGCAAAACUAAACCAAGAGGUUUCUGUAAAACAGUAUCUUACGACAAAGGUAAAGGAUCUGGAGGUGGAACUUGAGACCAGCAAGCAGAGUGGAAACGAGGGCAAAUUUACCCAAAUGCAGUUCGAUGCUGAUGAUUUCAAGCGGAAGUUAACGGAGUUGGAGCUAAAGUUGAAGUCAGAACAGGAUGAAAAAAUGCUUCUGGAGUCGACAAAAGUAUCCAUUAUUCAGCAGAAUGAAAUUUUGCAGCAAGAGUUAGAUCUCACCCACGAGAAACUCGAUAUCUUACGUAAACAUCAUGAAGAAUUAGAGUCAAAAUCAAAAAGUGAUCUUACGCUCUUGGUUGAAGAGGUCAAAUCUCUUCGAAGUUGUCAGCUAGAGCUGAAGGAUGAGGUUAGCAGAUUAAUGAAAGAAAAAUUAGAAGGGGAGAGGGAUCUUGAGCAGGAAAAGCAAAGGCACAAAGAUACAAAUACAAAUUAUGUGAAACUGGUGCAUCAAUGUGAAGUUCUUCAGAAUCGCCUGAACGAAUGUAGUGCUACUUUACUUGUUGAGGAAGAAGACAAGUUGACCAUCGAUACUUCAUCACCGGCUAGUGCUGUUGAAAUAUUCACUACAUUUGAUAAACAAAUUGGUUUACUUGUUACAGAGGUGCAACUUCUUUUAAAAGAUGUAGAGGACAAUAAAACCGUUGAUGGUAAUAGCAUUGAUGAUGCUAUGACGAGGACAUCAGACGAUGAAUUGAGGCUGGUGCUUACAAAUAUUUCAAAGGACAAUGUUCGAUUGAGGAAACUGGUUACGGUAUUCAAUGUGUUCUCAGCCUAUUUGACAAAUCUUUUGUCAAAAACAGCAGACCAAGAAGCCCAUCCAAGCUAGGUUUGCAACGACGACCACAUUUUUAAAUAAAGUGAUUUCUUCACAUUAUAAUAAAUUGUGAAUGUUGCUAUCAAAAUAAAUCCUGAUCGUAGAUUGUAAUUACGCACCUAAAGUGUUGCUUAUAUAUUUGUAAGUAUUUAGAUAAAUUAUUUAAGUGGUUUUGUAUGGGAGAUAAAUGACUGUUUGGACCCUGUA
Molecule: messenger RNA, 2246 nt
Organism: Daucus carota subsp. sativus
Lineage: Eukaryota; Viridiplantae; Streptophyta; Magnoliopsida; Apiales; Apiaceae
Product: PX domain-containing protein EREX
Exons: 10
Coding region: 105-2051 (648 amino acids)
Biological process (GO): protein transport
Molecular function (GO): phosphatidylinositol binding
Source: RefSeq, a predicted model, not a curated record